AUAGCGUAACCACUAGAAAGGGCGAAGGAGUUAUUCAGUCUUGUUCACCCAUUUCUAUACUAAUCUAUUGCUUUUUCUGUAUUAAUCGAGCCCACCAAGGUGCAAGCGUGCAUGCACCGCUUCUAAAGGAAGAAAGUCAUCAAUGAUGGCGCCAAAAGCCAUCGUUAAGGCUUUUUGCCUGAGCGUGCUUAUUUCUGCGUCUUUGACAAAUGCCCGGUCCCCAUAUUAUGGCAGAGUAAAACGAAACACAGAGACUGAAAAUUGCCCCACGCCUCCUGCACCAAAAAAUGGCGAAGUGAGCUGUGAAUAUUCAGAUGCACUGCAAAUUGAAAUAUUAUGCACAAUUGCAUGCAAAACAGGAUACAAAUUUGAUCAAACUCAAACAGAUUCAAAAGACUUCAUCUUUCCCUGUGAUGUUGCCACUGGUUUCUUUGAUCCAGUGAUAACUCCUGAUUGCAUUCCUAAUUGUGAUCCACCUUGCUUAAAUAAGGGUACAUGCAUAGAACCCAACACUUGUAGGUGUGUGCUACCCUUUUAUGGACCACAAUGUUUGCACAGUCGGGAACUUUGCACCAAUUAUGUUCCACCAAGAUUUGGAACAAUGGAUUGCAUACAAAAUGCUGAGGGUGGCAAAGAUUGUGUACCACAGUGUCUGCCAACAUUUACUUUUGAAAGGGAACCUCCUGCCAAGUAUGUGUGUGGUAAGAAUGGUACUUGGACACCUGAUGUUACUUUGGUGCCAGACUGCAUACAAGCUGUUGAUCUACCUACCACAUCAGCACCCAGAACAACAGCAGCAAGAAUCUCAAGUGAUGCAAUGUGUGGAGCAUGGGGAACAAAUCAUUAUCGAACAUUUGACAACAAAGUGUACACAUUCGAUGGCCCAUGUCGAUAUACUUUGGUUCAUGCACCAAAUCAGUUUGACAUAUUGGCUAGAAACAAACCUAACUGUCUAUCAGCAUGCAGCAAAGAAAUUGACGUUUAUCAGUCAGGAAAUCAAAUAUCUUUUGCUGCUGGAGCUAGCGGACCUGAAAUCAAGUGGAAUGGUCAACUUGUGACUGUACCAGGGUUUAAAGAAGGAAUUGUAUUUGAAAAAGUUGGUGGCUACAUAACAAUGUCAAGUAACCUUGGGUACAACAUUAAAUGGGAUGGAAAGCAGUCUGUCUUUAUUAAGGUUUCAGAUGAGUUUCUAAAUAAAAUUACUGGUCUUUGUGGCAAGUACAAUAAGAUUCCAACUGAUGAUUUUGAGACACCAAGAGGAACCCAAGUUACAGAUGUAGGAAUGUUUGGUGCAAGUUGGAAAAAAGAAGAAAAUGGAAAUGUUUGUGCUGAGCCACCACAGAAGACUGGAUGUGAUGCCCAGACUCCAGAAAUAACCCAGAAAGCUCAAAGUUUCUGUGACGCCUUAACAUCUGAUGCAUCUUUUCUUGCAUGCUCUUCGAAAGUCGAUCCUACACCAUUCAAAGAGUCUUGUAAAACAGAUUGCUGUAAUGCUGGUGGUGAAGGCUCUUGUAUGUGUGAUACAAUGGAAGCUUAUUCACGCUCUUGCAUGGAUAAAGGUGCCAAUAUAACAUGGAGGACUCAAGGCAGAUGUGCAAUUUCCUGUCCAAAUAACAUGGUCUAUAAAGAAUGUGGCAGCUCAUGUGCUAAAGACUGUACUAAUGUGAACUCAGUAUGCCCUGAUACCACUUGUGUGGAUGGUUGCUUCUGCCCUGAUGGACAGGUUCUACACAAUGGUAAUUGCAUCCCAACCACUGAUUGCCCGUGUGAGAAAAACUCACAAACAUUCAGAGAAGGUGAAAUAGUCCCAGAAAAAUGUAACAAUUGCACAUGCCACAAUGGUGCUUGGAACUGUACCAAAAAAUCUUGUGACAAAACCUGCUCUGCCACUGGAGACCCUCACUAUGAAACAUUUGAUGGUAAGAGAUAUAAUUUCAUGGGGACCUGCUCCUACUACCUGAUGAAAGACAGAGACUUCAAUGUGAUAGUGGACAACAUUCAGUGUGGACAUGGAGAUGCUUCUUGCACUAAGUCCAUCAGCAUUGAUAUCCAGGGCUUGAACAUUAAGUUGGACCACAAUCACCAGCUCUUUAUUAAUGGAAGAGAAAUAACUACUCUUCCUUAUGUAACACCAGAGAUAAAAGUCACUAUGGUGUCAUCACUCUUUAUGCAAGCUACUCUAAGCAAUGGCAUCAGCAUAUUGUGGGAUGGGCGCACCAGAGCCUACAUCAAAGCUCCUGCUGAAUUCUACAAAAAAACCAUUGGUCUGUGUGGUACAUUUGAUGGUGAUCAGACCAAUGAUUUUAAGACACUAGAGGGUAAUGUUGAAACCAACCCCAACAUUUUUGGUAACCAAUGGAAGACUGAGCAGUCAUGUGCCAACAUCUCAGAAAUAACACCUCAAGACCCCUGUGAUGCAAACCCUCAGAAAAAAGAUCAAGCAUUGGCUUUGUGCCAGAAACUCAAAGGAGAUAUAUUUAAAGCUUGUCAUAAUGUGAUUGAUGUCACCACAUAUUAUGAGGACUGUCUAUACGAUCUAUGUUCUUGCACUGCCAACAUGAAGGACUGCAUGUGCCCUAACAUGGGAAGCUAUGCAGAUACAUGCGCCACUAAGGGAAUACAAAUAAAUUGGCGUCUGCAAAUACCAGAAUGCUUGCUGCAGUGUCCUGCUGGUCAGCAGUAUACUGUGUGUGCCAGGCCCUGUGAACGUACAUGCAGAGACAUAGCUGAAAACAAAGACCCUGACUGUGACACAAAGUGUGUUGAAGGCUGCAAUUGCUUGACUGGCCAAACUUUAAAUGACCAAGGGCAAUGUGUCCCAAUUGCAGAUUGUCCUUGUAUUUUCAAUGGGAAACAGUAUCCAUCUGGAUACACAACAGUUCUUGGAAGUGAAAUCUGUGUCUGUGAAAAUGCCAAGUUUGUCUGCUCAGCUGUGCCACCUGCUCGUGUGACUCUUCCACCUACCAAUCCACCUCCAUUGUGCCCACUUGAGACAUCAGUCUACACCAGAUGCAAAUCCAACUGUCCACUUACUUGUGACAACAUGCACAAUCCACCCAACUGUAGUAAAGACAAUUGCGAUGCUGGAUGUGAGUGUCUGCCUGGUCUGGUUCUUGAUGGAGACAAUUGUGUCAAUGCUUCCUUGUGCCCUUGUCACCAUGCUGGAAAUACUUAUCAUGAAGGGGAAUCUUACUUCCAGGAAUGCAAUCAAUGCACUUGUAAAAAUCGGCAAUGGCAGUGCACAAACAACACUUGCCCAUCGUCAUGUAGUGCCUAUGGAGACUCCCAUUACACUACAUUUGAUGGCCGUCGCUAUGAGUUCCAGGGAGUGUGUGACUAUGUUUUAGUGAAAUCAACAGAUGACAGUCCUUACAACUAUGCUAUCACCACUCACAACACACAGUGUGGUACAACAGGAGUAACUUGUGCCAAACAAAUUGACUUUACUGUUGGUACAGAAGGAACAGAUAAUUUUUACAAACUUCAACUUAUCUCAGGUCAGUCCGUUGUACCAGAUCCUGGCUCACCAUUUAGUGUCAAAGAAGUUGGUGACAUGGUUUACAUCACUACUCCAUUUGGUGUAACAGUACAGUGGGACAAAGGAACAAGAGUUUAUGUCAGACUAACAAAAGAUCACAUGAGAUAUGUUGAAGGUCUCUGUGGCAACUUUAAUCAAGACUCUGGAGAUGAUUUUAUUCCAAAACAAGGAGGGAAUCCUGUUAACAAGGCAACAGCAUUUGGUGAUAGCUGGAAAGUGCAAAGCUCUUGUGCACCAUCCCUUGAGAUUACUGAUACUUGCUCAAAGAACCCCCAGAGAAAAGCCUGGGCACAUUUCAAGUGUUCGGUAUUGAAUUCUGACCUAUUUCAACCAUGUCACAAUGUUGUUGAUCGCACAGAUUUCGUCAGAAGAUGUGAGUUUGAUGCUUGUGCUUGUGACCUGGGUGGUGACUGUGAAUGUCUUUGUACUGCCAUAGCUGCCUAUGCUCAUGAAUGUGCUGUUAAUGGAGUGCCCAUCAAUUGGAGAAGCAAUGAUUUAUGUCCCAUACAGUGUGAGCAGUGUGAAACAUUUAAUCCAUGCAUCUCUCUGUGUCCAAAGAAAACCUGCGGCAACAAAAAUGUGUAUUCUGCUAUUGCUUCACAAUGUAGUGAUCUUAAAGGACUUUGUUUUGAAGGCUGUGAUCUUAAUCCUUGCCCACCAGGACAGGUCUAUGACUCACUCACUGACCCAGUCAGUUGCAUUCCUGAAUCUCUUUGUGAAACACCAUCUUGUGAUAUCAAUGGCAAGACCUACAAAGAAGGGGAGAGAAUAGAGGACCCUUCAGCCUGUAGGACUGAAUGUGAGAUUUGCAUUUGUCGUAACACCAUAAUAGAGCAUAUUACCUUUGGCAAGUGUGAGCCUGUUCCUAUGCACACACCUACUCCACAAACAACCACAACAGCAGAGCAACCUGGUCAGAAGACCACCGAAAACGCAGGGACUCCUCAUUCAAUCAAUGACACCAAUGGAGUGUGUGAUGAAUUGUUGGGAUCCUACCAGAAGGACAUUGCUGGGAAUGAUCAGUUCUCUGCCUCUUCCUCUCAGAGUGUAGCUUACGAGGCUCAUCAGGCUCGACUCUUCAACACACACUCAGGAGCUGACAACGGGGGAGCAUGGGUUCCCAGAUUAUCUGAUCUUCAUCCUUAUAUCACACUAAAACUUCAACGUCCUGACCUUAUUACUGGAGUAGUUCUUCAAGGAGUUCCUAAUUCACCACAAUGGGUGACAGAGUACUCAGUGGAAACAUCCAUUGAUGGAGUCCAUUUCCAGCCCUACAUGGACAGCAGACAGACUGGGCCCAAAGUUUUCAAAGGGAACUUUGACAGCAACACCCCAGUUAAGGGAUUCUUUGAUAGGGAGGUGCCUGCUAUUGCUGUCAGAAUUUAUCCCAACAAGUGGGUAGGAGCUGCAGGCUUGAGGUUUGAUCUUCUAGUAUGCAAUGGUGCAGCAACUCUGGUUCCUCCAACAAUAGCCUAUGGGGAAACACCUACUCCAACACCUUUCAGAGUAACUGGAGGUACCCCUACUAAGGCCCCCACUGUAAGCUAUCCAGGAGGAGCUACAACUCUGACCCCACCACCAGGGCAGCAUCAAACUUCACCAACUUUGACACCACCAUUUACUCUACAACCAGAUGUAGUUUGCAAUGUUCCAAUGAAUGUGGAUCUUCCUCCAUUUUUACCUGAUAACCAGUUGAGUUCCACACUAAGUAUUACUCCCCCUGGUGAUGGCAGACUAAAUGGUUUGUCAUCUUGGAUCCCAGCUGUGACUGACCAGAACCAAUGGCUUCAGGUGGACUUUUUGUUAGCUCAGAACUUGUCUGGCAUACUGACUCAGGGCAGUCCAAAUGCUGAGAAAUGGGUCUCAUCCUACAUGAUUAGCACCAGCCUUGAUGACUUAACUUUCUAUCCACUUCGUGGCAAUGAUGGAAAUAUUUUCAUUUUUAAAGGAAAUUCUGACAAGGAUUCUAUAGUCAGAAAUUAUUUUCCACAUCCUGUAAUAGCUAGGUACAUCCGCAUCAUACCAUUGACGUGGGCACCAAAUGGUCCUGGGCUGAGAAUCAAUUAUCUUGGUUGCAUCUCAAAGUACAACACACCUCGACCAACAGAGCCUUUAGAAAUUCCAACUCCAACCACAAUGGCUACACCACCACCAGGUGUUACUACUGCUGCACCCACUCCUCAAAUUUUACCCCCGACAGUGCCAUUCUUUGUUCCCACACCUACACCAGUAUGUGGCAAAGAAAUGGGCUUACAAAGUCAACAAAUAAUUAAAGACUCACAGAUAACAGCUUCAUCAAGUAAACCUUUUCAUGGACCACAAUUGGCCAGACUUUCUGAAUAUUUUUACCAAGGAUCUUGGAUGCCAUUGAAUGAUGACACAUCACCAUAUAUCCAAGUUAACUUUCAAGAACCCAAGUUCCUGUCUGGUGUAGUGACUCAGGGAGAAGGAACUGAAGAAAGAUGGGUGACCGAAUAUAAAGUAUACACAAGCAUGGAUGGCGUAGACUUUGUUCCAUAUUCAGCCAAGCAAGAUGGGGCAACAAUUUUCAAAGCCAACACAGAUUCCAACACCCCUGUUACUAACCUCUUUGUUCAAAAUAUCUUGGCUCAGUACAUUAGGAUAUACCCUGUUGGUAGUCACAUGCAGCCAGCCCUGAGGUUUGAUGUGUUGGGCUGCAACCCUUCAUUGCCAGACCGUGGAAUAGUAACACCCUCUCCACCUCCGACAACAACAACAGAGAAACCAACUUUACCUUUUGGUCAAACACCUAAACCAACACUGACACCACCACCCAUUGUUUUAGAUACUAUAAGCCCACCAACCUGUCUUCUACCCAUGGGUUUAAGUAGCCAUUAUAUCAUUGCUAAUGACCAGAUGACUUCAUCAUCUAAUCUGGAUAAAACCCACACAGUAUCUGAUGGAAGACUUAAUAAUGUUUACUCCAGUACUUCUGGUGGAUCAUGGAUUCCUGGAUCUGAAACAAAUCAAUGGGUUACUGUUAAAUUUGAUGAACCCAAGCUUUUGUCUGGAGUUGUGACACAAGGCAGCCCUGAUUCAUCUCGUUGGGUCAAGACAUACUACAUCUAUUACAGCCUUAAUGGUGUUGACUUUAUUCCAUACACUGAGUACCCUGGUAGCCAAACACCUUACCUGUUCCGUGGUAACACUGACAGUAACACACCUGUAAGAAACUUACUCAACCGUGAAAUCAUUGCCCAGUACAUCAAGAUAGUUCCUGUUGAGGCAGGACCCAGUGGUAUAGGUCUUAGAUUUGAUGUUUUGGGAUGUAAACCUGAUAUACCAAAAUUACCACCAUCGCUGACUCCUCUAACUGUUAGCAAUGAAACUCCACCAACACCAGGAACUGGAACUACACUCACUCCACCAACACCAGUCACAAUUAAGUGUGAUGUACCAAUGGGAAUUUCUAAUCCAUUGAUUAUUGGGGACCAACAGUUGUCUGCUUCAACAUCCCUUGAUGAGUACCAUGGACCAACCAGAGGCAGGAUUUUCACCUAUACUGAUGGAGUGUUUGCUGGAGGAUGGUCACCUAGAACAUCUGAUGAGAAACCAUACUUGCAAGUUGAUCUUCUGUCACCGUAUAAAUUCUCUGGAGUGACCACUCAAGGAAGUGCUGACCAACCAUCAUGGGUCACUAAAUACUCAGUGUACUUCAGUACCGAUGGCAUCACUUUUGAACCUGUUAAGGACAACUCUGGCAAUCCUAUUGUGUUCAAUGGCAACACUGACCAGCACACACCAGUGACCAACUUCUUCCCCACAGAAGUGGCCAGAUACAUACAGAUAAGACCAGUGGAGUCCCACAAUGGUAUCACCCUGAGGUUUAAUCUGCUAGGUUGUGAGACCCCAAGGCCUACCCCAGUUGUACCCAUUACACAGGGUGUCACUUGGUCUCCAACUAUUUCAGAGAAGACAACUUUGACUCCACCACCAGGACAGUUUGAAACCACUAUGGGACCUCCAACAUUUGCCAUUCCUGUUCCAAAUAUGAUUUGUAAUUUCCCAAUGAAUGUUGACCGACCUUCUAUGAUAGCCAACCAGCAACUAACAGCUUCUAGUCAAUUCAAUUCUGAAACAUCACCAUCUGCAGGAAGAUUGGAUAACCAAUUUUUCUCAUGGGUUCCAUUGGUUGCAGACUCCAGUCAAUGGCUCCAGGUUGACUUUCAAACUCCUCAGAAUCUCUCUGGAGUUCUUACGCAGGGCAGCCCAGACAGUGAAAAAUGGGUGUCUUCCUUUUUGAUCCGCACAAGUAUGGAUGGCUUGACCUAUUACCAUGUCAGAAAUAAUCAAGACAAAAUUUUAGUUUUCCCUGGCAACUCUGACAAAGAUUCUAUUAUUAGAAACUAUUUCCCAAGGGUUAUCAUAGCGAGAUAUGUUCAGAUUGUCCCACUCACCUGGGCACCCAGUGGUCCUGGCCUUAGACUAAAUUAUAUUGGAUGUUAUUCCACUUCAUCACCUACACCUAGACCACCCUUGACUACUGCUCAACCAACAAUUCCAACUGGAAGUGUAGUUGAUGUGACAACGAAAAGUCCACCUAUCAUCACACCUUAUGUACCACCAGAGCCUUUGUGUACCAAACAAAUGGGGCUAGAGAAUGAAAAAAUAAUAGAAGACAGUCAAAUUACUGCAUCAUCCAGUAUAGCCAACCAUGGACCUGAAAUGGCCAGGCUCUACACUUCCAGCGGUGCAUGGAUACCUUCGAACAAUGAUGAGGCACCUUACAUACAAGUGAACUUUAAGGAGCAAAAGUUUUUGUCAGGAGUUGUAACACAAGGUCAAGGUCUGGAAGAGAAAUGGGUGACUGAAUAUCAAAUCUCAUACAGCAGUAAUGGUGUUGAUUUUUACCCAUAUUCCCAAAAACAAGAUGGUGUGGCCACAACCUAUUCUGCUAAUUCUGACAGCAACUCUCCAGUGACUAAUAUGUUUGUGCAUAACAUCAUUGCUCAAUACAUUCGUAUUAUACCAGUUGGCAGCCAUAUGGGCUUUGCUUUAAGAUUUGAUAUUCUUGGUUGCAACCCAUCAAUGGAGAAUGUACUUCUUACAACCUUACAUCCUCCCAUUGCUACCACAGCAACAACAACGUUAGAGCCACCAAUCACUCUACCUGGCCAAACACAGCCAACUACUCUGGUGCCAACUCCACUGACUGUUUGUCAGAUUCCUAUGGGACUAACCAAUCAUUACAUAGUAUCAGAUUACCAAAUGACUUCUUCAUCCAACCUCGACCUUCAACAUACUGCUUCAGAUGGAAGACUUUACAACAUUAAGACAGAGACUUCUGGAGGUUCCUGGAUUCCUGGAUCAAAUUCACAGCAGUGGAUAACUGUCAACUUUAAUGAGCCAAAACUUCUGUCAGGAGUGGUUACACAGGGCAGUCCUGAUUCAUCUCGCUGGGUGAAAACAUUCUACAUCUACUUUAGUCUCAAUGGCAUCGACUUCAAGCCAUACACAUUGUACCCAGGCGACCAGACACCUUACCUAUUCAAUGGCAACAAUGACAACACUACACCUGUUCGAAACCUACUAAAUCGUGAUAUAGUUGCUCAGUACAUAAAGAUUGUUCCAGUUGAAGGAGCCCCAAGUGGAAUAGGUCUGAGAUUUGAUGUUCUGGGAUGCAAUCCAUCUUUAGAGCCUCCAAGAUUAACUCCUCCUCCACUGGUCACUGGACCUACACCCACGCCUGGAACUGGGCCAACACCUCUCCCAACUAUAACUCCUAAAUUUGUGUGUGACCUUUCUAUGGGCUUAACCAAUCCUCUCAUCAUAAGUAAUAACCAGUUGUCAGCCUCAAGCUCUCUAGAUGGCUAUCAUGGACCUUCUCGUGCGAGAUUGUAUUUAUAUAGCAAUGGACUCUAUACAGGUGGAUGGUCUCCUCGACCAACUGACCCAUCUCCUUACAUUCAAGUGGACCUUCUGUCCACCUAUGAGAUUUCUGGAGUGACCACUCAAGGAAGUGCUGACCAACCAUCCUGGGUCACCAAGUACACAGUGUACUACAGUGAUGAUGACAUCUACUUCAUGCCUGUGAAAGACAACUCCAACAAUCCAAUUGUCUUUAGUGGCAACACUGACCAGUACUCUCCAGUAUCCAACUACUUCCCACAGGUGAUAGAAGCAAGAUAUAUUCAAAUUCGUCCUGUGGAAUCCCAUAACUCCAUCUCCUUGAGGUUUAACCUUCUUGGCUGCAAUACCCCAGUGCCAACAGCACCAACACCUCACAUCACUUACACAUCUCAACCAACACUUGGGAUUAAAACCACUGCUACUCCACCUACUGGUCAUUUAACAAACACUCCAACUGUUCCAGUUUCUUUCCAGCCUCCUCCAGAACUACAUUUGCUUUGCAACAUUCCAAUGAAUGUUGAUCGUCCAUCCAUGAUAACAAGCAGCCAACUCACAUCUUCAAGCCAGUUGAAUUUACAGACUUCAGCAGCUAAUGGACGAUUAGAAAAUAGCUUGUCUUCCUGGGUACCCAGCAUGUAUGACAACUUCCCUUGGCACCAAGUGGAUUUCAAGACACCUCAGAAUCUCUCUGGUGUUAUCACUCAGGGAAGUCCAGAUAGUGAAAGAUGGGUGUCUUCUUUUACAGUCAGCACUAGUAUGGAUGGCCUGACAUUCUUCCCUGUGCAGAAUCAAGAUGGCCAUGAUAUUGUUUUCAGUGGAAACCAAGAUAAAAACACUUUGAAGAGAAACUAUUUCCCACAUAUAAUUGUUGCUCGCUUUGUGCGCAUCCAGCCACUCUCUUGGGCACCUAAUGGACCAGGUCUCAGGCUCAACUACAUUGGCUGCUUCUCUUCUCUUGUCCCAACAGAAAGGCCUCCACUAGAGACUCUGACUACCCAGACACCACCAGUGGUUGUUGGACCAACAACAGUUACACCCACUCCUCCACCACUGAUCACACCCACUUCUUAUGGAGUUCCGAUCUGUACCAAGAGCAUGGGCUUGCAGGAUCAAAGAAUUGUCGAUGAUCAGCAGUUGUCAGCAACCUCUAGUGACAGAAACCAUGAACCUAAAUAUGCUAGACUGUCAGAAUAUGAUUAUCAAAGUUCUUGGAUACCCGGGUUAAGUGAUGUGAGACCAUAUAUUCAAGUGGACUUUAAAGAACUGAAGUUCCUGUCAGGUGUUGUGACACAGGGUGAAGGAAGAGAGAACAGAUGGGUCUCAGAGUAUAAGGUACUGUUAAGUACAGAUGGUGUGAGCUUCUAUCCUUAUUCUGAGAGGCAGGACGGUACUGCUACUAUUUUCCCAGCCAACUCAGAUACCAACACACCAGUGACCAAUUAUUUCAAUAAAAACAUCAUUGCAAGAUACAUCCGCAUUGUGCCUGUUUCUUCAGAAGGAGGUGUGGCAUUAAGGUUUGAUGUCUUGGGCUGCAAUCCAUCAGAGCCAAAUAAGUUAAUAACUCCACACCCUACCCCUUAUCCUACUUUGACUACCACCACAACAAAAGUUACAGAAGCUCCAACUGUGUCUGGUCAAACUAGGCCAUCUACCCUGGCUCCAACACCAUAUAUUUCUGAGACGGACAUACCAAGAGUUUGUUUAAUACCAAUGGGAUUAACUGACCAUUAUGUUGUGACUAAUGACCAACUAACAUCAUCCUCCAACAUUGACCAGACACACACAGCAGCAGAUGGGAGACUUUACAACACAAAGUCAAACUCAUCCGGUGGAUCAUGGAUCCCUGGAUCUGAAACAAAUCAAUGGAUCACUGUUAAAUUUGAUGAGCCCAAGCUUUUGUCUGGAGUUGUGACACAAGGCAGCCCUGAUUCUUCUCGUUGGAUGAAGACAUUCUACAUCUAUUACAGCGUCAAUGGUGUUGACUUUAUUCCAUACACUGAGUACCCUGGUGACCAAACACCUCAUCUGUUCCAUGGCAACACUGACAGUAACACACCUGUGACUAACCUCAUGAACCGUGACAUCAUUGCCCAGUACAUUAAGAUUGUUCCUGUUGAGGCAGGACCUGGUGGUAUUGGUGUUAGAUUUGAUGUUUUGGGUUGCAAACCAGAUAUACCAAAACUAUUGAUCUCUACUCCAGCUCCACAUGUUUCAUCAGUUCCUUCUGGAACAACACAGGCCCCUAAAAUAGUCUGUGACCUCUCCAUGGGCGUCAAUAAUCCAUUGAUUAUUGGAGACAGUCAGCUAUCUUCUUCAUCAUCCCUUGAUUUUUUCCAUGGACCAUCAAGAAGCAGAUUAGACACUGUUCAAUUUGGAUCUUGGGCUGGUGCCUGGUCACCAAGUACCACUGAUGAUACACCUUUCAUCCAAUUAAACCUGUUGUCUUCAUAUCCAAUCUCUGGAGUGACCACUCAAGGAAGUGCUGACCAACCAUCCUGGGUCACCAAAUACACAGUGUACUACAGCAAUGAUGGUACCAACUUCCAGCCAAUCAAAGACAGCUCAGGAAACCUUGUGGUGUUCAAUGGCAACACUGACCAGUACAGCCCAGUAACCAACUUUUUCCCUCAGGUGUCUGCGCAAUACAUUCAGAUCAGACCACUGGAGUCCCACAAUUCCAUAGCACUGAGGUUUAACCUUCUUGGCUGCCACUCACCAACUCCAUCUCCUCCACCAUUCCAGACACCCAGUACUCCCUCCAUCACCUCUCCAAGUGUUCUCUACACACCACCAGAUAUUUAUUGUAACAUUCCGAUGAAUGUUGAUCGACCAUCCAUGAUAACCAAUAUCCAGCUGACAUCAUCUAGUCAGUAUAACUCACUAACAUCAGCUGCAAAUGGAAGACUUGAAAAUACACUUUCUUCAUGGGUCCCUAGCUUCAGUGAUAAAAAUAGGUGGCAUCAAGUAGACUUCUUGACUGCCCAGAACCUGUCUGGUGUUCUUACUCAAGGUAGUCCCAAUAUGGAAAAUUGGGUGACAUCUUUCACACUCAGUACAAGCAUGGAUGGAUUGACAUUCUUCCCUCUACGUUCAGAUGAUGGAAAUAUCAUUGUCUUCAAAGGAAACUCAGAUAAAGAUUCAAUAGUUAGAAAUUAUUUCCCUCAUACAAUUUUCACAAGAUAUAUUCGUCUAGAGCCAUUAACUUGGGCUCCUGAUGGCGCUGGACUAAGGGUUAACUAUAUUGGAUGUUUCUCAUCAUUGGUACCAACACCACGAGCACCUGUACCUGUAGAAACUGACAGUCCAAUACCAAAGACCACAAUGACUACACUGAUACCUAUAAUUGUUCCCACGCCAACAUUUUAUGGCACUUCAAUCUGCAACAAAGAGAUGGGCUUACAAAAUCAAAGAAUUGUCAAUGAUAAUCAGUUGACUGCGUCCUCUUUUGUAGAAAGUCAUGAGCCUGUAUACGCCAGACUUUCACCAGAUAAUUAUGAAAGAUCAUGGAUGCCUUUACGAAGUGACAGUAACCCUUACAUCCAAGUUGAUUUCAAAGAGUUAAAGUUCUUGUCUGGAGUUGUAACACAAGGAGAAGGAAGAGAAGAGAGCUGGGUUACUAAGUACUCAGUCUACUACAGCACUGAUGGUGUGGACUUUUACCCUUACUCGGAGAAACAGGACAAUGUGGCCAAAGAAUUCACAGCCAACACAGACACCAAUACUCCAGUUACCAAUUACUUCACCAAGAAUAUCAUAGCUAGAUAUAUCCGUAUUGUACCAAUCAGUAGCCAUCAAGGUGUUGCACUAAGGCUUGAAAUAUUGGGCUGUAAUCCAUCAUUGGAAAUUCCACCACUUUUAAUUUCAACUCAUCCAACACCAUAUCCCACCAUACCAACCACUACAACAGUAAUCACUGAUAUACCAACACUACCUGGACAGACCAGACCAACAACUUUAACACCCUCACCACAGCCACUGACGACUACCUUUGUAUGUCAAAUACCUAUGGGUGUCAGCAAUCACUAUCAAGUGACAAAUGACCAACUAACUUCAUCAUCUAAUUUGGACCAGAAUCACACAGCUGCUGAUGGAAGACUGUACAACACAAAGUCCAACUCAUCUGGUGGAUCAUGGAUACCUGGGCCUGGAUCUGAUCAAUAUAUCAUGGUGAAAUUAAGUGAACCCAAACUCUUCUCAGGAGUCAUUACACAAGGCAGCCCUGAUUCAUCUCGUUGGGUGAAGACUUUCAACAUCUACUACAGUGUGGAUGGUGUUCACUUUAUACCAUACACUUUGUACCCAGGGGACCAAACUCCUUACCUGUUCCAUGGCAAUAAUGAUAGUAACACACCUGUUCAAAACUUGUUCAACCGUGAAAUUAUUGCCCAGUACAUUAAAAUAGUUCCAGUGGAAGCAGGUCCUGGUGGUAUUGGUCUUAGAUUUGAUGUCUUGGGAUGUAAGCCUGAACUUCCUCCACCAACUAUAGUGACACCAGUCUUGUUUACAGGCCCAACACCAACACCUGGAACUGGCACAACUGUUGUUCCAAUCCUUAGACCUAGCAUCACAUGUGAUCUUCCAAUGGGUAUAAGUAAUCCACUGGUAAUAAGUGACAAGCAACUAACAGCUUCAUCAUAUUUAGAUGCCUUACACUCACCAGCUACAGGAAGGCUUGAGAUGAUGCAGGGAGGCUGGACACCAAGCACAUCUGACAGGUCACCAUACCUCCAAGUGAACUUUUUGUCUCCCCAUUCCAUCUCUGGAGUGACCACUCAAGGAAAUGCUGACCAACCAUCAUGGGUCACCAAGUACAGAAUCUACUAUAGCAAUGACAGCACCAACUUCCAGCCUGUCUUAGAUAGCUCUGGUGACAUAAUGGUGUUCAACGGCAACACAGACCAGCAUACACCAGUGACCCACUUCUUCUCUCCAAUCACAGCUCAGUAUAUUCAGAUCAGACCUGUGGAGGCACAUAAUACAAUAGGGCUUCGAUUUAACUUACUUGGUUGUCAGACACCUGUUCCUACUCCUGUAUCAGUGAUUCUCAAUCCUACUAUUGGACCCCCUACACCUUUUAAAAUACCAGAAGGCAUUGACUGCAACAUCCCUAUGAAUGUUGACAAGCUUUCAUUGAUGCAGAGUAGCCAAUUUUCAUCAUCUAGUCAAUUGACCUCAGUCACUACAGCAGCAGACGGCAGAUUAAACUCAGUUUCUUCUUGGAUACCAGCUUCAGCUGACAGAAACCAAUGGCUUCAGGUGGACUUUUUGACAAAACAGAACCUCUCUGGCAUCCUGACACAAGGUAGCCCCUUUGCUGGCAAGUGGGUUUCAUCUUAUACCAUCAGCACAAGUCUGGAUGGGCAAAACUUUUAUCCCAUCAGUGACCAGAAUGGUAAUACGAUCGUCUUUGCUGGAAAUUCAGAUGAAAAUACAGUGAAGAGAAACUAUUUUCCAAAUAUGAUUGUUGCCAGAUAUAUUCGUAUUUCUCCAAUGACUUGGUCAGUUAAUGGUCCUGGUUUGAGACUUAACUACAUAGGCUGCUUUUCUUUAUUCUACCCAACUCCACGACCAACCCUGCCAGCUAUAUUUGAAGAAUCAACUGUGAUUACAGUCAGUCCAACACCACAUGUUGUUCCUCCACUGGAUGUACCUGUUUGUUCUAAAGAAAUGGGCCUAACAAAGCAGACUAUUGUUGAUGACAAGCAAAUAACAGCAUCUUCAAGUAACGCCAGACAUGAGCCUCAAUAUGCCAGAUUGUCAACUUGGAAUUACCAGAGUUCUUGGAUGCCUAAACCAAGUGACAGUAACCCUUACAUCCAAGUUGAUUUCAAAGAGUUAAAGUUCUUGUCUGGAGUUGUAACACAAGGAGAAGGAAGAGAAGAGAGCUGGGUUACUAAGUACUCAGUCUACUACAGCACUGAUGGUGUGGACUUUUACCCUUACUCGGAGAAACAGGACAAUGUGGCCAAAGAGUUCACAGCCAACACAGACACCAAUACUCCAGUCACCAAUUACUUCACCAAGAAUAUCAUAGCUAGAUAUAUCCGUAUUGUACCACUCAGUAGCCAUCAAGGUGUUGCACUAAGGCUUGAAGUACUUGGCUGUAAUCCAUCCAUGGAAAUGCCACCACUUUUAAUUUCAACUCAUCCAACACCAUAUCCCACUAUACCAACCACUACAACAGUAAUCACUGAUAUACCAACACUACCUGGACAGACCAGACCAACAACUUUAACACCCUCACCACAGACACUGACAACUACUUUUGAAUGUUUGAUUCCAAUGGGUGUUAGUAAUCACUAUCAAGUGACAAAUGACCAACUGACUUCAUCCUCCAACAUUGACCAGACUCACACUGCAGCUGAUGGCAGACUUUACAAUAUAAAGUCCAACUCAUCUGGUGGAUCAUGGAUUCCUGGGCCUGGAUCUGAUCAAUAUAUCAUGGUGAAAUUUAGUGAGCCUAAGCUAUUGUCUGGAGUUGUAACACAAGGCAGCCCUGAUUCCUCUCGUUGGGUGAAGACAUUUAACAUCUACUACAGUGUCAAUGGUGUGGACUUUAUUCCAUACACUUUGUACCCUGGUGACCAGACCCCUCACCUGUUCCAUGGCAAUAAUGACAGUAACACACCUGUUCAAAACUUGUUCAAUCGUGAAAUCAUUGCCCAAUAUAUCAAGAUAGUUCCAGUGGAAGCAGGUCCUGAUGGUAUUGGUCUUAGAUUUGAUGUCCUGGGAUGUAAGCCUGAACUUCCUCCACCAAACAUAAUCACUCCCCCUCCUCUGAUCAUUGGACCAACACCAACACCUGAAACUGGUUCAACUGUAGGGCCAACACUUAAACCAGAAAUAGUUUGUGAUUUGCCAAUGGGAAUAGUCGACCCACUUGUUGUCUCCAAUAACCAGUUGACAGCCUCCAGCUCAUUGAAUGGCUAUUAUGGACCCUCUCGUGCUAGACUGUAUUUAAAUUCCAAUGGUCCAUAUUCAGGUGGAUGGUCUCCUAGUAAGUCAGAUAAUGCACCCUACAUCCAAGUGGACUUCCUGUCACCAUAUCCAAUCUCUGGAUUGACCACUCAAGGAAGUGCAGACCAGCCAUCUUGGGUCACUAAGUACACAGUAUACUACAGCAAUGACAGUACCAGCUUCCAGCCAAUCAAAGAUGCCUCUGGCAGCCCUAAGAUUUUUGGUGGCAAUAUUGACCAAUACACUCCAGUGACGAACUUCUUCCCAGUCAUUGCAGCGAGAUACCUCCAGAUUAGACCAGUCGAGUCUCAUGGUUCCACUGUUCUGAGAUUCAAUGUUCUGGGAUGUCAGACUCCAUCCCCAACACCUAUCCCACCUAAACAUGAGUCAACCACAUUAUCACCUACAACUCCUACUCCACCUCCAGCCCUCACUGGCAGCACACCUUUGGUUUUGACACCAUUCCUUAUUAAGCCAAAUGUUCUGUGCAAUAUCCCAUUGGAAGUGGACCGACCUUAUGUAAUAGCUAACAAUCAACUCACAUCCUCCAGUCAACUUAGUCCACAGACUUCAGCAGCUGAUGGAAGAUUAGAGAAUACUUUAUCAUCAUGGAUACCAGGAACUACUGAUAAACAUUUGUGGCAUCAAGUUGACUUCAAGACACCUCAGAAUUUAUCAGGCAUUCUCACCCAAGGAAGCCCAAAUGCUGAAAGAUGGGUGACAUUCUUCACUGUCAGCACAAGUAUGGAUGGUCUCACAUUUUUCCCAGUAAAAGAUAAUCAAGGCAAAACUGUCGUGUUCUCUGGCAACUCAGAUAAGGACUCCAUCAAGAGAAAUUAUUUUUCACAUAUGAUUGUCACAAGAUUCAUUAGGGUUGAGCCCCUUGCUUGGGCACCAAGUGGCCCCGGCCUUAGGCUAAACUACAUUGGCUGUUUCUCAACAAAUGUUCCAACACCCAAACCAACUGUGCCUUUCAUCAUAGAGACACCUGCUCCACCUUCUGUUACGCCUGGACUUCACCCGCAGAUUACACCAACACCUAAACCUAUUACAUUGGUUACUCCGCCAAACAUCAAUGAACUAUUGUGUGAUAAAGAAAUGGGAUUACAGAACCUCAGAAUUAUUCAAGACAGUCAAAUUACAGCUUCAUCUAGUAGCAGUCAUCAUGGACCUGAACUUGCAAGACUUCUAGAAGGAUCCUAUCAGGGUUCUUGGAUGCCUUUGAGCACUGACACUGCACCUUACAUACAAGUAGACUUUCAGGAGCCCAAGUUUUUGUCUGGCCUUAUAACACAAGGUGAAGGAGCUGAGCAACGGUGGGUUACUUCCUUCCAGUUGUUUACCAGUCUUGAUGGUGUGGAUUUCACUCCUUACUCUGAGAAGCAGGAUGGAGUCACAAAGACAUUUAUUGCAAACACUGACACCAGUACAGCAGUCACCAACUAUUUUGUCAAGAAUAUCAUCACACGCUAUCUUCGCAUUGUCCCCACCAGCAGCAACAUUGGGGUUGCUUUGAGAUUUGAAGUUCUUGGCUGUAAUCCUUCCUUGGAAGUGCAAAGCAUCUUCACCCGAGCACCUAUGUACUCCACCACAAGUACAGCAGCACCAACACUUCCAUCUGGACAAACCUUUGCACCAACCUUUACAACACCACUAGAGAUUCCACCACCCAAAGUGUGUCUGAUUCCAAUGGGACUUACUAAUCAUUACAUUGUUACAAAUGAUCAGAUGAGUUCUUCAUCCAACCUGGACAAGACUCAUACUGCCUCAGAUGGCAGACUCUAUAGUACUAGGACUGAAAGUACUGGGGGCUCUUGGAUUCCUUCGUCUACAACAAAUCAGUGGAUCACUGUCAACUUUAAUGAGCCCAAGCUAUUGUCUGGAGUUGUAACACAAGGCAGCCCUGAUUCAGCUCAUUGGGUGAAGACAUUCAACAUCUAUUACAGCUUCAAUGGAGUUGACUUUUUUCCAUACACUGAACACCCUGGUGACCAAACACCUUACCUUUUCCAUGGCAAUAAUGACAGUAACACACCUGUAAGAAACUUACUCAACCGUGAGAUCAUUGCCCAAUACAUAAGGAUAGUUCCAGUUGAAGCAGGCCCAAGUGGUAUUGGGCUGAGAUUUGAUGUCCUAGGAUGUAAUCCUGACAUCAUGGUCCCAACCCUACCACCUAUUCAAACAACAGUAGUCACUCCAACUCCUGGUACCGGGCCAACACCUAGUCCUAAUACUGCAGUCACACUUGAGCCGCCAACCUUACCACCUCGCAUCACGUGUGAUGUACCUAUGGGCUUGACAAAUCCUUUCGUCAUUGGUAAUCAACAACUGACUGCUUCCUCCUCACUUGACAUAUAUCAUGGACCAACAAGAGGAAGACUUGACACCAAUACAGAUGGUUCCUGGGCUGGAGGCUGGUCCCCAAGUCUCAGUGACAGUAGCCCAUACAUCCAAGUGAACUUCCUCAAGUCAUACAAGAUCUCUGGAAUCAUCACACAAGGCACUGCAGGAAUACCAAACUGGGUCACAAACUAUGCUGUUUACUACAGCACUGAUGGCACCUUCUUUAGACCGGUGAAAGAUAGUGCAGGCAAUCCCAUCAUAUUUAAUGGAAACACUGACCAGUAUGCCCCAGUGACAAAUGUUUUCGCACCUGUUGAUGCCCAAUAUGUGCAGAUUCGACCUCUGGACUUCCAGGGUACACUUGGUUUGAGGUUUGAUGUCUUGGGAUGUGAGAGCCCUGUGCCAACUCCACCCACAACUAUUUCAACUCAGUCCACUCCCACUGCCAAACCGACAUUUGGAACUGGCACCACACCAACACCACCCACUGUUCAUUUUGGCAGUACACCAACUAACCUUCCACCAUUUUUGACACCGCCAGGUAUCAUGUGCAAUGUUCCCAUGAAUGUGGAUCUGCCAAACCUUGUCCCAGUGAAUCAAUUUUCUUCAUCAUCUAACUUGGACAUUAUGUCUACUGCUUCUGCUGGUAGACUUAAUAACAAAUUGAGUUCUUGGAUUCCAGACAACUCUGACAAUUAUCCAUGGCAUCAAGUGGAUUUCUUGCGACCUCAGAAUUUAUCUGGUGUUCUAACACAAGGCAGCCCUAAUACUGAAAGAUGGAUUACUGCAUUCACAGUCAGCACAAGCAUGGAUGGAUACACUUUCUACCCUGUACGUGGAAAUGAUGGAAAGAUUACAGUCUUCUCUGGAAACUCAGACAAGGACUCUAUCAAGAGAAACUAUUUCCAACAUCCUGUCAUUGCAAGAUACAUUCGAAUUGAACCAAUCUCCUGGUCACCUUAUGGUUCUGGUUUAAGAGUCAACUACAUUGGAUGUUUUACCACCUCUUAUGCAACUCCUCACCCCACAGAAAAAUUUGAACAGCCACCUGUGGUCAUUCCUACCAUUCCAGUGGGUUCAACAGUUUUUACUGCUACCCCAAGCCCAGUAAGCACAGUCGGUUCCACACAAGUUCCUGUUCCCACCUUGCCACCUUUAUGCCAUGUUCUUAUGGGAGUCAAUGACCAAACAGUAAUUACAGAUGACCAAAUAAUAUCUUCAACAAACUCGUACAAACAUGGAUCAGAGCUAGGCAGAUUUUUACAGAAUGGCUACCAAGGAUCAUGGAUGCCAUCGAACAAUGACAAUGACCCAUUUAUUCAGGUGGAUUUCUUGGAACCUAAGUAUCUGUCUGGUGUAGUGACACAGGGAGAAGGUGCAGAGAACAGAUGGGUGACACAAUACGAAGUCUACAUGAGUGUCGAUGGUGAAAACUUUUAUCCUUACUCUGAGAGACAAGAUGGCGAGCCCACUACCUUCAAGGCUAACAAUGACUCUAGUACACCUGUAGCCAACUACUUCAUGAAGAACAUUCUUGCUAGAUACAUUCGCCUGAAGCCAUCUGGUAAUCAUAAUGGUACAGCUAUGAGGUUUGAUAUUAUUGGAUGUAACCCAUCCAAGCCAAGUCUGUUGAUCUCAACACGACCCACAGAGUACUCUCAGCCACCAACCAUUCAUCCAACCACUUUACCUUCUGGAGCUACACCUGGAGAAACAUUGACCACCAUACCAAUACCAAAAACAACAGUUUGCCUAAUCCCCAUGGGUGUAAACAGUCAUCACCUGAUUCUGGAUAAUCAGCUGACUUCUUCCUCCUACAAAGACAUCAUGCACUCUGCUUCCCAUGCUCGACUUGACAGUCCAAAGACACCAAUUUCAGGCGGAUCAUGGAUCCCUGGACAAGAAAGCCAGUCUUGGAUCAUGGUGAACUUCUUGGAGCCUAAACUUCUUUCUGGGAUCAUUACUCAAGGUAGCCCUGAUUUUCCUCGCUGGGUGGAGAGAUACUCAGUCUACUACAGUCUGAAUGGUAAAGACUUCACUCCCUACACUGAAAGUCCAAAUGGUAGGACACCAUAUGUUUUCUAUGCCAACUCAGACCAAACUACACCAAUAAGGAACCUGUUCAAUCGUGACAUCAUUGCCCAGUACAUUAAAAUUGUUCCACAACAGUCUGCACCAGCUGGUGCAGGUCUGAGGUUUGAGCUGCUAGGAUGUAAUCCAACGCCAUUCAUGCCUCCUGUGACUGAGCCUGUGCCAAUAGGCUUAGAGACUACACCAACAUAUGGACCACCAACUAUGCCACAAUACUGUGAUGUUCCAAUGGGUCUUACCAACCCUUUAAUAGUAGGUAACUCUCAGAUAACUUCCUCUAGUAACAUGGAUCAUUUGCAUGGACCCACAAGAGGUAGACUCUACACUGAUGUAGAUGACCCAUUGGGAGGUGCAUGGUCACCAUAUGUGUCUGACAAGAAUCAGUACAUUCAAGUGGACUUCCUGGCACCAUACCAAGUCUCAGCAGUGGUUACACAAGGGUCACCUGAGUUUCCUUUCUGGGUAACCAAGUACACUGUUUACUACAGCACAGAUGGCAUCAACUAUUACCCUGUGGUCGACAGCUCAGGAAAGCCGACUAUCUUCAAUGGUAACACAAACCAGCACACCCCUGUGACCAACUACUUUUCCACUGUAGUUGCCCAGUUUAUCCAGAUUCGACCAGUUGACUUCAGUGAAGCCAUAGGUUUGAGGUUUGAUGUCUAUGGCUGCAAAUCACCCCCUAUGACUCCUGUCCCAACAACGAAAACCACAGAACUAACUACAACUCCAGCCACCCCACCUCCUCUCUGCAUGUCAGGUUGGUCGUCAUGGAUAAACAGGGUUGAUCCUGCAGAGGGCUCUGGAGACUUUGAAAAAAUGACUGCGGAAGAGGCAGCCAAAUUUUGUCAUGGAGGCAUACUUUCCAAGGUGGAGUGUAUUGAUGCAGAGACAGGUGAUAACUUUGAGAGCCUUUCUGAAGCCACAUGCACAGUUACUGAUGGCUUGAUCUGUAAUAAUGACCCAGAAUUGAGCAUUGUCUGUCGAAACUACAAGAUACGUUAUGAGUGUCAGUGCACAGCAACACCAACACCAGGUGUUCCCCAGGAAACUAAUCCAACUACUAAAAUGCCCAUCAUAACACCUCCAGGUGUCUACUUGUCUUGUAAUAUUCCCAUGAAUGUCGAUCUGCCUGUUUACUUACCUGAUAAUAAAAUUACUGCAUCCAGUAGUUUAAGUCCUCAAACAACAGCACAUAAUGGUAGACUUCACAAUGAGUAUACUUCCUGGAUACCAGCUAUUGCUGAUCAGUACCAGUGGCUACAGAUAGACUUUAGCUCACCCCAGAACCUGUCUGGUGUGCUAACACAAGGUAGUCCCAAUGCCGAGAGAUGGGUCUCUUCCUACAUUAUCAGCACCAGCUUAGAUGGCCACACAUUCUUCCCUGUGGUUGACAGUGAUGGCAAUGUGAUUAUUUUCAAUGGGAACACAGACAAAGACUCAGUCAUUAGAAACUACUUCCCACAUGUUAUGGUUGCUAGAUAUGUUCGUCUUCAGCCUCUUACUUGGUCUCCUAAUGGCCCAGGGUUAAGACUUAACUACAUUGGAUGUUUCUCAGUGAUCACUCCAAGGCCAGAAGUAACAUUGCCCCCUGCUACAAUGUCCACUCCACCACUUAUUACUUUCAGUACUAUCACAGCUGAAAUCAAUGUUCCAACUAUUCCUCCAUCCUUCACUACUCAAGCCCCAGUUUGCAACAAAGAAAUGGGCUUGCAAGAUCAAAGAAUUGUUAGUGAUUCUCAAAUAACUGCAACUUCUGGUAAGAGAUUCCAUGGCCCUGAGUUGGCAAGAGUUUCAAAGACAUACUACCAGAGCUCUUGGCAACCUCUAGACUCUGACUUUUCACCUUACAUCCAAGUGAACUUUUUGGAGCCAAAGUUCCUUUCUGGCAUUGUUACUCAAGGCGAGGGUGCAGAACAGAUAUGGACUACUCAGUACGAAGUCUAUUACAGCUACAAUGGUGUUGACUUCAUUCCCUAUUCCGACAAACAGGAUGGUUCACAAAAGGUGUUCACUGCCAAUACAGACUCUAAUACUCUUGUGACCAACUAUUUUUCUAGGAACAUCAUUGCUCAGUACAUCCGUCUGGUACCUGUCAAUGGACACAAUGGAAUCGCCUUAAGGUUCGAUGUCCUUGGAUGCAACCCAUCUAACCCCUCUACACAUGGCACAACCCAUGCUCCACCAUACUCUACUCCCGCACCACCCAGUACUGAAGCUCCAACACUGAAGCCACCAACUCUUCCACCAGGAGUGAGCACCCUCACACCGCCAACUUUAACACCACCACCAUCAAGAACCUGCCAGAUCCCAAUGGGACUCAACAGCCAUUAUUUAGUGCUAGAUGAGCAGCUGACUUCAUCCAGUAACAUUGAUGGUACACACACUGCUUCUGAUGGUAGACUAUAUCAGAGUCACACUAACACAUCUGGGGGCUCAUGGAUACCAAGCUCAAGCACACAACAGCAGUGGAUUAUGGUCAACUUCCAGGAGCCUAAACAAAUUGCUGGUGUGGUCACUCAAGGCAGCCCUGAUGUGCCUCGAUGGGUGCAGUCUUUCAAUGUCUACUAUAGUUUGGAUGGACUUACCUUUUCACCAUACACGGACUACCCUGGUGAGAGCACACCUUAUCUCUUCAAUGGCAACAAAGAUGGCACCACGCCAGUAACAAACCUGUUCAACCGUGACAUAAUUGCACAGUACAUCAAGAUUGUCCCAGUCCAGAAAGCUCCUGGCGGUGCUGGUUUGAGAUUUGAUGUUUUAGGAUGCUACCCUAAACAGCCGACAGUGACAAUAUCACAAGUGACAAUCACACCACCCCCUCUAAAUGUUCCUACAACACCUGGAUCUGGACCCACACCAAAGCCCACUUUGCCUCCAACAAUAACCUGUGACAUACCAAUGGGUGUUACUAAUCCUCAAAUUAUAAUUGACAAGCAGCUGAGUGCCUCCUCCUCUCUAGAUGUUAGCCACAAUCCAUCCAGAGGAAGAUUAUACUUUGACACUGAUGGCACUCUGGCUGGAGGCUGGUCACCUAGUGUUGCUGAUAGAACACCCUAUAUCCAAGUGGACUUCCUGUCUCCAUAUCAAAUCUCUGGAGUGACCACUCAAGGAAGUGCUGACAAACCAUCCUGGGUUACCAAAUACACCGUGUACUACAGCAAUGACAGCAUCAACUUUCAGCCUGUUAGAGACAACUCUGGCAACCCUCUUGUGUUCAGUGGUAACACUGACCAGUACACGCCAGUGACACAUUUCUUCCCAACUGUUUUGGCCCAGUACAUUCAGAUUAGACCAGUGGAAUCCCAUAAUUCAGUAGCUCUUAGAUUUGAUUUGUUUGGCUGUAGAGCUCCCACUCCUACACCUAUCAUUCCACUAAUUCAGUCUACCCAAACUCCUAAUAUUCCUGGCUAUACCACCCAAUCACCAUCUCCUGGUGUCUUUGGUAGUACACCGACUCCUGGAGUACCUUUCACAACAAAACCAGGAGUAAUCUGUAAUGUCCCUAUGAAUGUUAACAAUCCAAGUAUCAUACCUAACACUCAGAUGACAUCUUCAAGCAAUUCAGGACCACAGACAACAGCAGCAGAUGGUAGAUUGGAUAACAGAUUGAGCUCUUGGAUUCCAGGAAUAGUUGACAUGUACCAGUGGCAUCAAAUAGAUUUCAAGACACCACAGAAUUUAUCUGGUGUCCUCACUCAAGGAAGUCCCAACUCUGAGAAAUGGAUCUCAUCAUUUACCAUCAGUACCAGCAUGGAUGGCUACACUUUCUUCCCAGUAGUUAAUGACAACAAGCAAGUUGUUCUGUAUAAUGCCAACUCAGACAAAGAUUCAAUCAUUAGAAAUUAUUUCCCACGUCCAAUUGUUGCUAGAUUUGUGAAAUUGAUUCCUGUCACAUGGGCACCAGAUGGUCCUGGGUUAAGAGUGAACUACAUUGGUUGUUCAUUUGAGACUGGUGUACCCACUGUGCCAUUUGUAGUCAACACUCCACCGACCAUUCACCCACCCAUCACUGUUAGCCCAACACCCAUGGGAGGUGUAAAUACAAUAGAACCAGUAUGUACAAAGAGCAUGGGCUUACAAAAUCAAAGAAUCAUCUCAGAUUCCCAAAUAACAGCUUCAUCCAGUGCCAGUGGUCAUGGGCCUGAACUUGCCAGACUUUCCAAGUUUUAUGAAGGUUCCUGGAUGCCAGCCAUCACAGAUACAGCACCUUAUAUCCAAGUUGACUUCCAAGAGUUGAAAUAUUUAUCUGGUGUGAUCACACAAGGUGAAGGUGUGGCUGACAGAUGGACUAGGGAAUAUGAAGUCUACUUAAGCACAGAUGGCUCACACUUUUAUCCAUACUCUGACAAACAGGACGGAGUGCCCAAAUCAUUUAAAGCCAAUGCUGACUCAAAUACUCCAGUCACAAACUACUUUAUGCAGAAUGUUUUUGCUAGAUAUAUUAGAAUUGUCCCCAUAGACAAACAUUUUGGCUAUGCCCUCAGGUUCGAUGUCAUUGGAUGUAAUCCAUCACAAGAAAUACCCUUACUGACAACAAGAGCACCACUUUAUUCUAUACCUACACAGCCAACAACUCAAAGUCCAACACUCCCUGAUCAUCAGACUGGAAGUACUUUAGCUCCAUCACCAUCAACUCUUCCACCUAUUGAUGUAUGUCUUGUUCCCAUGGGAGUGAGUAGCCAUUAUCUUGUAAGAGAUGACCAACUGACCUCAUCCUCCAACAUUGACCAGAAUCACACAGCAGCUGAUGGCAGACUGUACAACACAAAGUCCAACUCAUCUGGUGGAUCAUGGAUACCUGGAGCACAACAGCAGCAGUGGCUAAUGGUAAACUUUAAUAAGCCAACACUUCUGUCAGGGGUAGUGACACAAGGCAGCCCAGAUUCAUCUCGUUGGGUGAAGACAUUCAACAUCUACUACAGUGUCAAUGGUGUGGACUUUAUUCCAUACACUUUGUACCCAGGAGACCAAACACCUUACCUGUUCCAUGGCAAUAAUGACAGUAACACACCUGUGAGAAACUUACUCAACCGUGAAAUCAUUGCCCAGUACAUUAGGAUUGUUCCAGUUGAAGCAGGACCUGGUGGCAUUGGCCUACGAUUUGAUGUUCUUGGAUGUAUUCCACAAACACCACUAAUUGUGACCCCAAUACCACAUGUCAUAGAGCCACCAACACCAACUCAGGGAACUGGGUCAACACUUGUACCAACAUUGCCACCUAUUAUUACCUGUGAUAUACCAAUGGGUGUGACAAAUCCAAUGGUUGUCCAUGACAUGCAGCUGUCAUCUUCUUCAGUAUUGGAUAGUUUGCAUGGACCAACAAGAGGAAGACUCAAUACUUAUCAAGAUGGUUCUCUAGCUGGAGGAUGGGCCCCAAGCAAAUCUGACAAUUCACCCUUCAUCCAAGUGGACUUCCUGUCUCCAUAUCAAAUCUCUGGAGUGACCACUCAAGGAAGUGCUGACCAACCAUCCUGGGUCACUAAAUACACUGUGUACUACAGCAAUGACAGCAUCAACUUUCAGCCUGUUAGAGACAACUCUGGCAACCCUCUUGUGUUCAGUGGUAACACUGACCAGUACACGCCAGUGACACAUUUCUUCCCAACUGUUUUGGCCCAGUACAUUCAGAUUAGACCAGUGGAAUCCCACAAUUCAGUAGCUCUGAGGUUUGAUUUGUUUGGCUGUAAAGCUCCAGUUCCUCUGUUUGUUCCACCAAUACACUCAACCUCAACUUUGGUGCCUACCAUCAAUGAAAAAACAACUUUAACACCACCAGCAGGUCACACUGAUACCACUAAAGGACCUACAGAAGUUCCAAUACCUACUCUGCCAGGAAUGACCUGUAAUGUCCUAAUGAAUGUAGAUAAACCAACUGUAUUGCCCAACAGUUUACUUACUGCUUCAAGUACUCUUAACUUACAAUCAACUGCUGCUGAUGGACGUCUAGACAAUGCAUUGUCUUCAUGGAUUCCAGGAAUUAUUGACAACAAUCAGUGGCAUCAGGUAGACUUCCAGACACCACAAAACUUGUCUGGUGUCAUCACCCAAGGUAGUCCUAACACUGAACGCUGGGUCUCGUCCUUUGCAAUCAUGACAAGUAUGGAUGGUCUGACAUUCUUCCCAGUAACCAAUGUGGAUGGCUCUGUUGUCAUGUUUAAUGCCAACACAAAUAAAGACACAGCAAUUAAAAACUAUUUCCCCCAUACCCUGGUUGCUAGAUUUGUGCGUCUUAUACCCCAAACAUGGGCUCCAACUGGACCUGGCUUGAGAGUGAAUUACAUCGGAUGCUUUUCUUCUGCCAUCCCAACUCUCCAUACUGUUCCAACCAGCAUACUACUUCCACCAACCACACCUUUGAUAUAUAUAGAAACACCACCUGUCAUAAACAGCCCUACUCCAACUCCACAAGUCACUUCAGCUCCACAAGUCACAUAUGAUCUUUUAUGUUCCAAAAACAUGGGUGUACAGGAUCAGAGAAUUGUUUUAGAUUCUCAAAUAACUGCAUCUUCAAGUGCCAGCAACCAUGGACCAGAACUUGGCAGACUCUCAGAGUAUUAUGAAGGUUCCUGGAUGCCUCUCCUAACUGAUCAAGAGCCCUACAUUCAAGUAGACUUCCAGGAUCUGAAAUUCCUGUCUGGUGUCAUAACACAAGGUGAAGGUCAGAAAGACAGCUGGACAUCAGAAUAUCAAGUAUACUUAAGCACCAAUGGCAAGGACUUCUAUCCCUACUCUGACAGACAAGAUGGCAUUCCCAAAGUGUUCAGCGCUAAUGAUGACAAUAACACACCUAGAACAAACUAUUUUGUCAAGAACAUCAUUGCAAGAUACAUUCGUAUUGUGCCCAUUGGCAGCCACAGAGAUGUGUCAUUGAGGUUUGAAAUACUUGGCUGUAAUCCUAACCCAAUUUCUCAAGUCACAAUACGAGUACCUUUAUAUGUGUACACUACUAGCCCAGUACCAUCCACUCUCACACCAUCCAUCCACCAGGGUGGCAGCACACAAUCUCCAACACCACCAACCUUGACCACUCCUGCUGUAUGUACCAUCCCCAUGGGUCUGAGCAGCCAUUACCUAAUUAGAAAUGACCAACUGACCUCAUCGUCCAACAUAGACCAGACACACACAGCAGGUGAUGGUAGACUUUACAACACAAAGUCAAACUCAUCUGGCGGAUCAUGGAUUCCUGGGUCUGAAACAAAUCAAUGGAUCACUGUCAACUUUAAUGAGCCCAGACUUUUGUCUGGAGUUGUGACACAAGGCAGCCCAGAUUCAACUCGUUGGGUGAAGACAUUUAACAUCUACUAUAGUGUGGAUGGUGUUCACUUUAUACCAUACACUUUGUACCCUGGUGAUCAAACUCCUUACCUGUUCCAUGGCAACAAUGACAGUAACACACCUGUAAGAAACCUGUUCAAUCGUGAAAUCAUUGCCCAGUAUAUUAAGAUUGUUCCAGUGGAGGCAGGGCCAGGCGGCAUAGGACUAAGAUUUGAUGUCUUGGGAUGUACACAGCUACAACCACCUAUACAGACCCCAACACCACAUGGUGUAGUAAUGACAACAACACUAACACCUGGAACGGGCACAACAUUGGCACCAACUCUACCAGCUACAAUAAAUUGUGAUAUUCCUAUGGGUCUGACCAAUCCCAUGGUUAUCAAUGACAAACAGCUGUCAUCAUCUUCAGUACUGGAUACAUUACAUGGACCAACCAGAGGGAGACUUUCAACAUAUGCAGAUGGAUCUCUAGCAGGAGGAUGGUCUCCAAGCACCACUGACAAUACUCCAUUCAUCCAAGUGGAUUUCCUGUCCUCUUAUCCAAUCUCUGGAGUAACCACUCAAGGAAGUGCUGAUCAACCAUCCUGGGUCACCAAAUACACAGUGUACUACAGCACAGAUGGUACCUACUUCAGACCAGUCAGAGAUGUAACAGGCAACCCAAUUAUCUUCAAUGGCAACAGUGACCAGAACACACCAAAGACCAACUUUUUCCCUACCAUCUCAGCACAAUUUAUACAAAUUCGUCCAGUUGAGUCCCACAAUUCAAUAGCGCUGAGGUUUGACUUGUUUGGCUGCAAAGCUCCAAAUCCAACCUUUGUGCCUCCCACGCCCUACUCACCAACUCUGGCGCCAACAAUUUCAACAAUCACAACUGCAGCACCAAACACUGUAAAUCCUCCAUCCAUUACCACUCAUGGACCUUACAUAUUAGUCCCUAAUGUUCCUGACAUGUUAUGCAACGUGCCCAUGAAUGUUGAUGUGCCCACUAUGAUGCCCCCAAGCCACUUCCAGUCCUCCUCUCACUCUACACCACAGACAGCAGCUUCAGAAGGCAGGCUUAACUCUGUUUCAUCCUGGAUACCUCUUCUUGCUGAUCAGAACCAGUGGCACCAAGUUGACUUUGGCACUGCUCAGAACUUAUCUGGCAUAUUAACACAAGGUAGCCCUAACGUUGACCGAUGGGUUUCAUCAUUUAGUAUCAGUACCAGUAUGGAUGGCUACACUUUCUUCCCAAUCAGAGGCAAUGAUGGAAAGCGUUUGAUCUUUACUGGCAACUAUGACAAGAAUACAUUGGUUAGGAACUAUUUCCCUCAUCUUAUUGUGGCUCGCUACAUACGCUUGGAACCAGUAACGUGGUCACCCAAUGGACCAGGGUUGAGGCUCAAUUACAUUGGUUGUUUCUCUGUUGCUGUGCCAACACCUAGACCAACUCUUGCAGCCAUUACUCUAGGACCAACAUUUAGCACCCCUAAAGUGACUACCACAAACCAACCACCUUCUGAUUCUCCCAUGCCUAGCACAAGAGCACCCACAGAAAAACCAUUGUGUAUUAAAGAAAUGGGUGUACAAAACCAGCAAAUUAUUCAAGACUCACAAAUCACUGCUUCAUCAUCAACACCUAACCAUGGCCCAGGAUAUGGAAGGCUUUCACCUAGUGACUAUCUAGGAUCUUGGAUACCCCUUGCAACUGAUCAGUCCCCAUAUAUCCAAGUGGACUUCAAAGAAGUUAAGCUGCUCUCUGGUGUUGUGACACAAGGUGAAGGUCAUGAGGACAAAUGGGUUUCCAGCUACAAAAUAGAGACAAGUGUAGAUGGUGUCCACUUCUAUCCAUACUCAGAUAACCAAGAUGGUGUGGCCAAGAUAUUUAAAGCCAAUGUGGAUACUAACUCACCUGUGGCCAAUUUUUUCAACCUGAAUCUACUUGCUCAGUUUAUACGCAUCAUCCCAGUCAGGAGCCACUCUGCUGUAGCCAUGCGAUUGGAUGUUUUUGGCUGUAACCCAUCUACUCCUAGAAUUGAUGGCAGUACUCAUGCUCCGCUGUAUACCACACAAUCUAAACCAACCACAGGAGUUCCUAAUAUUCCACCACAGUUAUCUGAAUGUACUAUACCAAUGGGUCUGUCCAGCCACUACUUGGUAACUGAUGACCAAAUAACAUCCUCAUCUAACAUUAACACCAACCACUCAGCUUUUGAGGGAAGACUCUAUAACCAACCUUCUACCACUUCUGGUGGAUCGUGGAUUCCAAGUUCUGGAGUCAAUCAGUGGAUCACUGUCAACUUUAAUGAGCCCAAACUUUUGUCUGGAGUUGUGACACAAGGCAGCCCAGAUUCUUCUCGUUGGGUCAAGACAUUCAACAUCUACUACAGUGUCAAUGGUGUGGACUUUAUUCCAUAUACUUUGUACCCAGGGGACCAAACUCCUUACCUGUUCCAUGGCAACAAUGACAGUAACACACCUGUAAGAAACUUACUCAACCGUGAGAUCAUUGCCCAGUACAUUAGGAUUGUUCCAGUUGAGGCAGGACCUGGUGGUAUUGGUUUAAGGUUUGAUGUACUUGGCUGUCAACCACCAACACCUCCACCCAUCAUUCUAAAACCCCCAAUAGAUGUUCAUACUGGAUCAACACUAGCACCACAUCUGACUACUAAACCAACAUGUGAUAUUCCAAUGGGUCUCACCAACCCUCUGGUCAUUAGUAAUACGCAGUUGACGGCAUCCUCCUCCCUUGAUAUCCUACACUAUCCUUCUAGAGGUAGACUCUACACAAGUAAAGAUGGCUCACUAGCUGGAGGCUGGUCACCAAGUGCUACUGAUAAUUCACCAUACAUUCAAGUAGAUUUCUUAACUCCUUAUCUAAUCUCUGGUGUGGUCACUCAAGGAAGUGCUGACCAACCAUCAUGGGUCACCAAGUACACAGUUUACUAUAGCACAGAUGGUACCAAAUUUGAGCCAGUUAGAGACAACUCUGGAAACCGAAUUAUAUUCAAUGGAAACACUGAUCAGUACACCCCAGUAUCCAAUUUCUUCACACCUGUUGAAGCUAGAUAUAUUCAAAUUAGACCAGUUGAGGCUCAUGAGUCUAUUGGAUUGCGAUUCAAUGUGUUUGGCUGCCAGGCACCAACCCCACUUCCAUACAUUAAUGACGUCACACCAACACCUGCAAUAAAGUCAACAGCUCCCACUGUAACACCAUUCCCACCAUCUAUAGGCACUAUUUGCAAUGUUCCAAUGGAGGUUGAGUUCCAUGGAUCACUGCCUGACUCUCAGUUAUCUGCUUCAAGUUCUGCUGGUCCACUUACUUCAGCUGCAUCUGGACGACUUUUCAACAAAUAUACAUCUUGGAUUCCAGCCACCUCUGACCAGAACAAAUGGUUGCAAGUUGAUUUCUUGAGACCAGAGGAGUUGUCUGGUAUUCUCACACAGGGUAGUCCUAAUGCAGACAAAUGGGUCUCAAGCUACACCAUUAGCACUAGUUUAGACGGCUAUAACUUUUAUCCCAUUCGUAACAGUGAUGACAAGGUUAUUGUCUUUUAUGGCAAUUCUGAUAAGGAUGCUGUCAUGAGAAAUUACUUCCCUCGCGUUAUCGUAACAAGAUAUGUAAGAAUAGUACCAGUAACCUGGGCACCAGAUGGUCCAGGCUUGAGAAUCAACUAUAUUGGCUGCUUUUCAUCCACGUACUCCACUCUCAGACCACCUGUUCCAUUUAUUAAUGAUGUGACACCAACAACUGCUGUCCCAACAGGACUUGUCACAUCCCCAACCAAGGCACCAGUCUGUGGUCGGCCCAUGGGCUUGGAAAAUCAAAGAAUUGUUGAAGAUAAACAGAUCAGUGCAUCCAGCAGUGCUCCACAACAUGGCCCAGAAAAGGCUAGACUGUCUGAGUAUGGCUACAUGGGAUCUUGGCAACCAGCUGAGUCUAAUGGAAGGCAUUACAUUCAAGUGGACUUUUUGGAGCCCAAAUUCUUAUCAGGAGUUGUAACGCAAGGUGAAGGUCAAGACAACAAAUGGGUCACCCAGUAUGAGGUGUACAUGAGUGUUGAUGGCGUAAACUUUGUCCCCUAUUCUGAGAGGCAAGAUGGAUUGGCCACAGUGUUCAAGGCAAACACUGAUACUAACACAGCAGUCACCAACUACUUCAUAAGGAACUCAAUAGCUCGUUAUAUACGUAUAGUACCUGUCAGUAGCUAUGGUGGCAUUGCAAUGAGAUUCAAUAUCUUAGGCUGUAAUCCAACAGAGGAAAAUAAAUCAAUGAGCACAUUGUCUCCCCCCUUUACACCUCAGCCUACUCCUACAGCUCUACUACCUCCUAAAGCAUGCCUGAUUCCCAUGGGCCUGAGCAGUCACUACCUUGUUUCUAAUGACCAACUGACCUCUUCCAGUAACCUAGAUAAGAAUCAUACAGCAGCAGAUGGUAGGCUGUUCAAUGUUCCAUCGACUACUUCUGGAGGAUCUUGGAUUCCUAGUUCUAAUGGCCAACAGUGGAUCAUGGUCAACUUCAACGAUGCCAAGCUCAUCUCUGGAAUCGUAACACAGGGAAGUCCAGAUACAUCUCGAUGGGUUCAGAAAUAUAACGUCUACUACAGUUUGAAUGGCAGAGACUUUACUCCUUACACAGAGAUACCAGGAGGCACUGUGCCCUACACUUUCAAUGCUAACUCUGACAGUACAACACCAGUCAGGAACCUCUUCAACCGAGACAUUAUUGCUCAGUAUGUGAAGAUUGUCCCAGUUCAGGCUUCUCCAUCAGGCUUUGGUUUGAGAUUUGAUGUUGUUGGCUGCCAACCUCUGACACCGCCAAUGUCCAUUCCAACUCCACUGGUUAUCAUUGACCAGGUUACUGCUGUUCCACCUACUGGAUCUACUCAGAAACCUUCCAUAAAGAUUACUUGUGAACUUCCAAUGGGCGUCAGUAAUCCUUUGAUAGUUGCUGAUGGUCAACUAACUGCCUCCAGCUCUUUGGAUAUUUUCCAUGGACCAACAAGAGGCAGACUUUUCACUAAUCAAGAUGGAGCCUGGGCUGGAGCUUGGUCUCCAAAUAUCACUGACAACAAUCAGUACAUCCAAGUAGAUUUCCGAGGCACGUACAAUAUAUCUGGAGUAGUUACACAGGGCAGCCCUGACCAGAGGUCAUGGGUCACCAAAUACAUUGUCUACUACAGCACUGAUGGGGUCAACUUCCAUCCAGUAACUGACAGUGCCCAUCUGCCAAUAGUUUUUAAAGCCAACAAUGACCAGCACACACCUGUAACAAACUACUUCACUCCAGUGGAAGCCAGAUUCAUCCAGAUCAGACCUGUGGAGUUCUUUGGUUCCAUAGCCUUGAGGUUUAAUGUCUUGGGUUGUGAGUCUCCACUACCAACUCCUCUUCCUCCAUUGCAGACAACCAGUACAGUUUCACCAACAUUACCUAAUGGACAGACACCGACACCCACUCCUCGAGCCUGCCAAUACUGGUCACCUUGGGUCAGUAAUAGUGUGCCAGACCCAGUUUCAGGAGAGAAAGACAUGUUCUACCAACAGCCUUUGGUAACCAAUGCUUGUCCCAAAGAGUAUAUCAUAGGAGUUGAGUGUCGUGUGAGAGCAACUAGAAUGAUGUGGGAUCCAACUGAUGCACUGGUUCAGUGUUCUCUGCUGGAUGCAAUGGUCUCAUGCACUGUCACACCCACUCACCCUUGUCCAGACCAUGAAAUGCGAGUCCUUUGUGACGUCUGUUCUGUCUCAACAACUGGUCAGCCUGUAGCCUCACCUACCCUGCCAGGUCAAUCCACCAUUACAACAGCUAAGCCACCUCCCACAUGUAUGUCUGGCUGGUCAAAUUGGAUCAACAGAGAUACAGUCAUGGUAGAUGGUGACAGAGAGAUGAUGUCCAUCCAGGAAAUGGUCACCUUCUGUCCCUAUGGGCAUGUGGAUCAGAUCAUUUGUGUCACAUCUGAUGUUGACCUGAGACCUUGGUAUCAAAUUGACCAACUGUCUAGCUGUGAUGUCAGCAAUGGCUAUAAGUGUGAUUUACAAGUUAAUCCUAAUAAUGUUUGCCAGGAUGUUCAAGUCAGAUACCAUUGUUCUUGUAGUGGUACACCAAUGCCUACACCCACUUUGACUCCACCACCAAAUCUUUGCACAAACAGCUUCUGGACUCAGUGGAUUAACAAAGACUCCCCAGAGAUUGGAGACGGUGACAGAGAAUCUCUCAGCAGUCAUGAGCUCAGCCAGAUUUGUGUUGGAGGAUAUAUUUCUGAGAUCGACUGUCAGACCACACUGGGCAUUCCAUUUGAUAUGACUGGAGAGCCUGUCAGCUGUGACUUAGACUCAGGACUGGUGUGUAUGAACUCAAUCUUCAGAAUGUGUCGCAACUAUAGAGUAAGAUACAGGUGUGAGUGCACAGUUGCAACUCCGCCUACAGCAGUCAUAACAACUAGUUCAACCCUGCGUCCCAGCACUCCCACUGAACACCUCUGCUUCACUGGCUGGUCAGGCUGGGUCAAUCAAAACUCACCUGUUGGGACCACUGGUGACUCUGAAGCCAUGACCACCAGUCAGCUACAAAGCUUCUGCCCAGGUGGUAAGAUCACCAAAGUGGAGUGCGUGGAUGCAGUGUCUUUGGUUGACUUUGAGCAGUUGUCAGAAGCCAGCUGUAGUGUGAAUGAUGGUCUACAGUGUAUGAACAACCCCUUCUCUGAUACUCCUUGCCAUGACUACAAGUUAAGAUACAUGUGCGAUUGUUCAGUAACUCCUGCUCCAGUAUCUACUCCAUCUUCUACACCUGGAUUUACCUGCACCAAUGGCUGGUCAUCUUGGAUCAACAAAAACAGCCCCAUUGGUACCACUGGCGACACUGAGAAAAUCACCCCUGAAGAAAUCAACCACUUCUGCUAUGGUGGUAAACUCACCAACAUCCAGUGUGUGGACUCUAAGACCAGAGAUGACUUCACCAGCUUGGCAGAGGCCACCUGCACUGUCCAGGAUGGACUGGAGUGUGUCAAUCUGCCAUUUACUGACAUCCCACCUUGCAGAGAUUAUCAAGUCAGAUAUGAGUGUAACUGUACAGAUGCACCAACCAUACCACCAACAAAAUCAACAUCAACCUUGGUACCACCUCAUGGGUCAACACUUACAACUCUAGUGCCACCCAGCGGUAGCACUCCUACCCCACAACUCCAAUGUCACACUGGCUGGUCUUCUUGGAUCAAUGAUAACACUCCUAUUGGAAACCCUGGAGAUCACGAGAAGAUGACCCCUGAACAGUUAGCACAGUUCUGUCCUGGUGGCAAGAUCACUGAUAUUGAGUGCAAGGACUCAGACACCAAAGAUGAUUGGACCAGCCUGGCUGAGGCAACAUGUACAGUAGAAAGUGGUCUGGAGUGUAUGAACAUUCCAUUAGAUGGAAUACCACCUUGUAGAAACUAUGAGAUCAGAUAUCAUUGCAACUGUUCAGAUGUUAUACCUCUUGUGAUAACCACUAAGCUACCAACACCAUCCAUACCUACUGGAUCAACUGCUAGUCCAUUAGUAUGCAUCGACCAAUGGUCUCCUUGGAUCAAUAAGAACUCCCCUAUUGGCACUGAUGGCGAUACAGAGAAGAUGACCCCCCAGGAACUUCAACGAUUCUGUCCAGGUGGAGAGGUGACAAACAUUGAAUGCAAGGACUCCGACACCAAAGAUGACUGGACAAGCUUAGCUGAAGCCACAUGCUCUGUAGAGAAUGGUUUGGAGUGUGUAAAUCUACAGAUUGAUGGCAUACCUCCAUGUAGAGACUAUCAAAUCAGAUAUCAGUGCAACUGUACAAAUGUUAAACCUCUUGCGAUAUCCACAUCCACCACAAAGCUACCAACACCAUCCAUACCUACUGCCUCAACUGCUAGUCCAUUAGUAUGCAUUAACCAAUGGUCUGCUUGGAUCAAUAAGAACUCUCCUAUUGGCACCAAUGGAGAUACAGAGAAGAUGACCACCCAGGAACUUCAACGAUUCUGUCCAGGUGGAGAGGUGACAAACAUUGAAUGCAAGGACUCCGACACCAAAGAUGACUGGACAAGCUUAGCUGAAGCUACAUGCUCUAUAGAGAAUGGUUUGGAGUGUGUUAAUCUACAGAUUGAUGGCAUACCACCAUGUAGAGACUAUCAAAUCAGAUAUCAGUGCAACUGUUCAAAUGUUAAAAUUUCAACACAAUCACCUAGCCUAACACCAGUUUAUGGUUCACCCACCCCCUCACCCAAUGGAGGUGAUGGUCAUACACCAUCUAAAGGACCCACCCACUCCUGCACCACUGGAUGGUCCUCCUGGAUCAAUAAGAACAACCCUGUUGGUAGCACUGGUGAUACAGAGAAGAUGACACCAGAAGAACUGGCCAACUUCUGCCCUGGUGGAAGGGUGACAAACAUUGAAUGCAAGGACUCUGACACCAAAGAUGACUGGACAAGCUUAGCUGAAGCCACAUGCUCUGUAGAGAAUGGUUUGGAGUGUGUAAAUCUACAGAUUGAUGGAAUACCACCCUGUAGAAACUAUGAGAUCAGAUACAUGUGCAACUGUUCAGAUAAUGUACCAAAUCCUCACACUACCCUCUCACCCCAUCACAAAAUUCAAGUGAACUGCGAUUGGUCUGACUGGCUGAAUGUAGAUAGCCCUACAGUAGGCAAUGGUGACAUGGAGACUAUUGAGAGCAUCAAGUCCCAAUAUGGCGUCUGCCCAGACAUGGUCAAUAUCCAGUGCAGAGUGGCCGGCACCUCCACCCUGUUCUCACAGUCUGGUCAGGACAGGCUUAUGUGUGACACCCUUAAUGGUUUCCGCUGCUACAACAAUGAACAGAAGGAUGGCAAAUGUUUGGACUAUGAAGUCAGGGUGCUAUGUUGGGGAGACCAGUGCUCAAACUUAUCCUCCACACCUUUCGGAGUACCUACUAAAGGUCCUCAUUUAUCUACAACACCAGCAACUGAUGAGUUUAAGAAAACAACAGGAUCCUGUCCUCCUGGAGAAGAGUGGCAGGUAUGUGCUUUCAAGUGUGAUGAAGUCUGUGGUUACGUUGCUCACUCAUCCGGAGCAUGUAAUGGCAUUCUCAACCCUGCUGACAAUUGUAUACCAGGUUGCAGGCCACCACCAGAGCUGCAACGAGUUGUCUGUAAACCAGAAGAGAGAUUCAUUAAUUCCACCACAUGCGUGCCGAAAGAGAUGUGCUCUUGUCUCAAACCAGACGGAACUCCUGCCAAGGCUUUUGAAACAUGGCAGAAUCCAGCCCAUGAAUGUUCCCUGUGCAGCUGUUUUAGUGGUGAAGUAAUCUGUGGCAGCCAAGAAGGUUGCACUACCAGUAGUUCUAGUAGCCACUCCUAUCCCACUCCUCAACCUUGUGGUUGGACAGACUGGAUCAAUGAUAACUCUCCAAAUGCCACCAAUGGAGGUGACAUGGAACUUUUAUCAGUUCUGAAACCAAAAUAUAAUCUUUGUACCAACCCUACAAGAAUAAUAUGUCGUGACACAAUGACAGGCAGAGAGGCUUCAGAAAGUGGCCAGGUAGUUACAUGCUCAUUGGCUGAGGGAUUCAAGUGUUAUAACCAUCUCAACAGUGACAAGUGCCAUGAUUAUGAAAUCAGUGUUUACUGUGGAUGCAUUCCAAGUCACACGCCAACAAUAUCACAGGGCAGCAGCUUAUCUCCUAUCCCAGCAAGCACUUCAAGUCCUUCAGGUCCACAUGUAUGUCUGACACGGUGGUCUGAUUGGAUUAACAGGAAUGAUCCCACCCACGGAACAGGAGAUUCUGAGAAGAUGACCAAAGAAGAAUUAUCCGACUUCUGUCCUGGAGGCAAGAUUGUUCAAAUUGAGUGCAAAGACUCAGUCACCCAUGAUGACUAUACAAGCUUGGCAGAAGCCACUUGCACAAUUGAAGAUGGCCUUGACUGUGCCAAUCUGCCAUUUGAUGAUGUUCCUCCCUGUCGCAACUAUGAGAUCAGAUACAAAUGUGAUUGCACAAAUGCAACAACAGCAGCUCCCUCAACAACAAAGUCACCUUCCACAACCAGUAAAUAUGCUAAUCCUGCCUGUGGAUGGACUCAGUGGAUGAAUGGAGAAAAACCCGGUGAAAUGGGUGAAGAAGAAACUGUCUCCCAGCUUCGUACUCUGUACAGCUUCUGUGACAGCACAGACAUCACAGCUGUAGAAUGUAGGGAUGCUGACACCAAGAGGACAGCACAAGAACUCGGACAGGUUUCAGUUUUGUGUGACAUGUCCUACAGUGGCUUGAAGUGCUUUAGUUUUGACCAACCUGAUGGCAAGUGUAAAGAUUAUGAAGUGAGAUUUUUGUGUGAACCUAAAACUGUGAACUGCAAUGUUGCCCCAGUCAGUGGGACACCAUCACCACCACCUCAUACAACACUGGUACCUGUGAGAGUUUGUGACAACACUAUGGAAGAUGUGAAACCUAUUCUAGUGGCUGACUCCCAGAUCACUGUUUCCACUAGUUUGUCAGGGUACACAGGCCCUGAGAGGUCACGCCUUGAUACCACUCCAACAAGUGUUUCCUCAGGUGGCUGGGUUGCCAAAGUCAGUGACCGUACUCAGUGGAUUAAGUUCACUUUCUCUGACCCAAUGGUAGUGAUGGGUCUAACAACUCAAGGUCGAGCUGGUGCCAGUGAAUGGGUGGAGACCUACAAGGUCAUGUACUCUGAGAAUGGUGUGGACUUCCAUUUCAUUGAGGAGACUCCAGGCCAACCUAAAGUGUUUGUCGCCAACAAUGACUCAGAUACAAAACACACAGUCACAUUCUCUCCAGUAAAGGCAAAGAUAGUUAUAAUUCAGCCUCAGUCUUGGCACACUUCUAUUUCAAUGAGACUGGGUGUCCUUGGCUGUCUCACUACUUCAACUGGUCCAUAUGUUCCUGCUACGCCACCACCAGUCAAGCAAUGUGUUUCUGGUUGGUCAAAGUGGAUCAACAAGAAUGACCCAACCACUGGAACUGGUGAUGUUGAGAAGAUGACCAAAGAGGAGUUGGCUGAUUUCUGUCCUGGUGGAAUCAUCUCAGCCAUAGAGUGUAAGGAUUCUGACACCAAAGAUGACUGGACCAGCUUAUCAGAAGCCACAUGCUCAAUUGAGGAUGGCCUUGAGUGUAAUAACUUACCAUUUGAUGGUAUUCCUCCUUGUCGCAACUAUGAGAUUAGAUAUCAAUGUAAUUGUUCAGCUGUUACUCCCUCCACACUUCCAGUGCCACGUACACAGGUUACAAUUGCACCUAGCACAGCACGCAUACAGCAGUGUACAUCUGGGUGGUCAUCCUGGAUCAAUAAAGUCGAUCCUACCAGUGGCACUGGGGACUAUGAGAAGAUGAGCAAGGAAGAGUUGGAAGCUUUCUGCCCAGGUGGUAGCAUCAUUGACAUUGAGUGCAAGGACUCUGUCAGUAAAGAUGACUGGACUAGCCUUGCUGAGUCAACUUGCAGUGUGGAAGAUGGGUUGAAGUGUGACAACUUGCCAUUUGAUGGAGUUCCACCAUGCAGAAACUAUGAGAUUAGAUAUAAAUGCAACUGCUCAAGCUCCACAGUUAACAUUGGUUCUACAAGAGCUGCUCCAGCAACAAUCAACCAGGCCUCCACCAGGUCAACCCUUUCAAAUCAGUGUGUCACACAGUGGACACCUUGGAUAAACAAGAUUGAUCCAACCACAGGCAAGGGAGACUAUGAAAAGAUAACCCCUGAGGAGCAAGCUCAGUUCUGCCCAGGUGGCAAGCUCACUGACAUUCAGUGCAUAGAUUCUGAUACUAAAGAUGACUUCACCAGCCUGGCAGAGGCAACAUGCACACUAGAAGAUGGUCUGGCUUGCAGCAACCUUCCAUUUGAUGGCAUUCCUCCUUGCCGCAAUUAUCAGAUCAGAUACAUGUGCAACUGCACAGGUGUUGUGGGAAGAAAACGACGAGAUGCCCCAUUGCCAGAUCCAACAUUGGCUCCGAGAGCAGUUCCAAAGUUACCAGCUCAAUGUAGACAAGACAUGGGCAUUAUGAGUGGAAGAGUUCGAGGGGACAUGAUAUCAGCUUCAUCUUACCUCCACAUAAGACAUUCACCACAGAGUGCACGUCUUGGUUCCUAUGGAAGCUGGAUUGCAGCUAGAAAUGACAGACGUCAAUACAUCCAGAUUGAUUUUGUAACUGCUGCUUACCUAACUGGGGUCACCACUCAAGGUCAUCCCUAUGCCCCAUUGUAUGUGACAUCGUACAAGAUUGUAUUUAGUAAUGAUGGAGUCAACUGGAGCCCUUACAGAGAAACAACUGGUGUAGACAAGAUCUUCUCAGCUAAUAGAGAUUCUGUUACACCUGCCACACACAUGUUCCGUCUGCCAGUCAGAGCUCGAUUCCUUCGUCUCAUCCCACAGUCCUGGCAAGGCAAAAUAGCACUGAGGCUAGAAGUUCAUGGCUGUCCACAGAAGUAUCCAAUCACAACUCCAGUUCACAAAACCUCUGUCACCUCAGUCAAACUUCCUCCAGUGUCAUUGGAUGUUAACUAUGAUUGCAUUGAAUGGGAUUCAUGGAUCGACCUCCAUCAGCCUACCAUCAGAGACGUGAACGACAUUGAGUCCCUGGAUGACAUCAUUGAAGCCUCUCCUCAUUGUAAGGAUCCCAUUGUCAUUGAGUGCCGCACCGCUACUCCAGAUCACUUGUCAUCUAAAGAAACAGGUCAAAAUGUGGACUGCAACUUAUGGGAUGGUUUAAGUUGUAAUGCUACAGCAAUAAAUGACCGAUUGUGCUUUAACUAUGAGUCUCGUCUUGGCUGCUUAAAAAAUAAAGCUGAAUGUGCUUCCAAAUUGGCUGUAAUACCAAGAUACUCAAAGAGUAAAGGUCAACCCCCAUUGAUGUGCUAUGCAGGAAUGUAUUCUAAACAGUGUCCGAAGUUGUGUCCAAGUGGCUACUAUUGCAAUGGUGUUGCCUGUGUACUCAAGAAAGACUGCCCUUGUGUGAUUGAUGGACAAAUAGUCAAGUCUGGUUCUGUCAUUCGAAAUUCACAAUGUGACACAUGUCAGUGCAUUGGAGGAGAAACUGUCUGUGUGCCAAAGUUCUGUCCAGCAUGUCAUAUUGGAGCAUCUUAUGUGGACAAGAAAACUUGCAACUGCCAGUGUGAGACUUGUAGUCCUGAUGAACACCAAUGUGGCACAGGCUUAUGUAUUCAAGCCAACAGAAAGUGUGAUGGCAUCAUUGAUUGUGUUGAUGAUGAAGACACGUGUGUGAAUCAUCUUCAAGUCAAAACAUCUUUGAAAGGUGUAAAGAACACGUAAUGUGACCCACAAGGAUCAUACCUGGACUUUCACUGUAGAUAAUUUUGUUGUCAUGAUUUUGUUUGUAUCUCAAAUAUAAAUUGCUUUGUUGUUAAUAUUUCUGAUGUUUUAUUUCCUUCUUGGAUGACAUUGAGAUGCAUAACAUAAAUAUUUGUUUUAAGUCUGAGAGAUUGUUACAUACAUUUAAAUAAAAAUAGAAUGUUUAUAUAAUGGUCAUUUAUCUACUUAUAUUAUUUUUUUUUUAAUGAUAGCUUUAAAUAAACAUUAUAAGUGUUGUGUUUUUUAAUAUGUAAUAUAGAUAAAUAAAGUACAAUGUUAGAAUAAUAAUGAAUGUGACUCUUCGCCAAAAUACAGCUAUUUAUGUACAACUAUUACUGUUGAAAUGUUUGUCUCAUGUAAUUGUUUGAGAAGGAAUAAAAUUGUUAGACAAUAAAUAA
Biomphalaria glabrata is the source of this 41757-nucleotide messenger RNA. RefSeq lists its product as uncharacterized. The coding region runs from base 143 to 41320 and encodes 13725 amino acids. The transcript has 184 exons. NCBI's taxonomy places the organism in Eukaryota, Metazoa, Mollusca, Gastropoda, Planorbidae. Gene Ontology annotation, molecular function: protein binding. The record is from RefSeq and is a predicted model, not a curated record.